Odocoileus virginianus texanus is the source of this 7785-nucleotide messenger RNA. Lineage: Eukaryota; Metazoa; Chordata; Mammalia; Artiodactyla; Cervidae. The record is from RefSeq and is a predicted model, not a curated record.
CGCGCGCUCACCCCCGCGCUUCGCUUUUGGCCCCUCCCGGCCACCGUUACUCUCUACAACUCGGCGCCCGCGACCCGGAAGAGCAUUCUCCUUAGCAACUGCGGGACGGCGGCGGCGCUGGCCUCCCGGGAGCUACGCUAGUGACACCUGAGCUGCUCAAGGCGGGAAGAAUUCAGAGCAGUGGAGGCCCUGCGGAAUCUGGAGAGAAGAGGUGACCUUGGAACCAGUAAUGAGCCAUCCUGACUACCGGCUGAACCUGAGGCCCCUGGGGACUCCCAGAGGUGUGUCCUCUUUGGUUGGCCCACAUGGUGUUGGUGCUUCGCCAGGUGACAAAAAGUCAAAGAACAAGACCACACGAGGGAAGAAAAAGAGCAUAUUUGAAACCUACAUGUCCAAGGAGGAUGUUUCAGAAGGCUUGAAGAGAGGAACACUUAUCCAGGGUGUUUUGAGAAUUAAUCCGAAGAAGUUUCAUGAAGCCUUCAUUCCUUCUCCGGAUGGUGAUCGAGACAUUUUUAUUGAUGGCGUUGUUGCUCGUAAUAGAGCCUUGAAUGGGGAUCUGGUGGUCGUGAAGCUGCUUCCAGAGGAGCAGUGGAAGGUAAUUAAACCGGAGAGCAAUGACAAGGAAACAGAAGGUGCCUAUGAGUCCGAUCUCCCUGAGGAGCUCUGUGGAAGCCAGCUUCCGCAACAGUCCCUGAAAGGCUAUAAUGACAGUCCUGAUGUCAUUAUAGAGGCGCAGUUUGAUGACAGCGACUCAGAAGAUGGACAUGGCAACACUCAAAAUGCUCUGGUUGAUGGUGUUAAGAAACUCUCAGUUUGUGUUCAGGAAAAAGGCAAAGAGGAUGCUGGUGCACCAAUGAUAAAAGAUGAGAACACCUUCACAUCACAGGACUCCAGAGUAUUACCAGAGAAGUCACAGCAGAGAUCAGCAAAGGUGGUUUACAUCUUGGAGAAGAAGCACUCACGUGCAGCGACUGGCUUCCUCAAACUCUUGGCUGAUAAGAACAGUGAACUGUUUAGGAAAUAUGCCCUGUUUUCUCCCUCAGACCACCGAGUGCCUAGACUAUACGUGCCUCUCAAGGACUGUCCGCAGGACUUUGUGACCCGGCCCAAAGACUAUGCCAACACACUGUUCAUCUGCCGCAUCAUGGACUGGAAGGAGGACAGCAACUUUGCCCUGGGGCAGCUGGCGAAGAGUCUUGGGCAGGCUGGUGAAAUUGAGCCUGAAACAGAAGGGAUACUUACAGAGUAUGGUGUGGAUUUCUCUGAUUUCUCUUCAGAAGUUUUAGCAUGUCUCCCUCAAGGCCUGCCUUGGACAAUUCCACCAGAGGAAUUCAGCAAGAGAAGAGAUUUAAGAAAAGACUGUAUCUUCACCAUUGACCCAUCAACCGCCCGAGACCUCGAUGACGCCCUCUCCUGCAAGUCCCUCGCUGAUGGCAACUUUGAAGUGGGCGUGCACAUUGCUGAUGUCAGUUACUUUGUUCCUGAAGGAUCCAGUCUGGAUAAAGUGGCUGCUGAGAGAGCUACGAGUGUCUACUUGGUUCAGAAGGUUGUCCCCAUGCUUCCCAGGCUGCUGUGUGAAGAGCUGUGUAGCCUCAAUCCCAUGACCGACAAGCUGACCUUCUCUGUGAUCUGGACGCUAACUCCGAAGGGCAAGAUCCUCGCUGAAUGGUUUGGCCGGACCAUCAUCCGCUCCUGCGCCAAAUUGAGCUACGAGCACGCGCAGAGCAUGAUUGAAAGCCCGACCAGGAGAAUCCCGGAGAGGGAGCUGCCUGCCAUCUCCCCCGAGCACACGUGUGACGAGGUGCACCGGGCUGUCUUGAACCUCCACGGAAUCGCGAAGGAGUUACGCAAACAGCGGUUUGCGGACGGCGCACUGCGUCUGGAUCAGCUAAAGCUUGCUUUCACUCUGGACCAUGAGACUGGGUUGCCUCAAGGAUGUCAUGUCUAUGAGUACCGAGACAGCAACAAGCUCGUGGAGGAGUUCAUGCUCUUGGCCAACAUGGCCGUGGCCCACAAGAUCCACCGCGCCUUCCCCGAGCGAGCCCUGCUGCGGAGGCACCCCCCACCCCAGACCAAGAUGCUCAAUGACCUGGUGGAAUUCUGUGAGCAGAUGGGGCUACCCAUGGACUUCAGCUCUGCGGGGGCCCUCAAUAAAACUCUGACCGAAAUGUUCGGAGAUGACAAGUACUCCCUGGCCCGGAAGGAGGUGCUUACCAACAUGUGCUCCCGGCCCAUGCAGAUGGCCGUGUACUUCUGCUCGGGAGCGCUGCAGGACCCAGCCCAGUUCCGCCACUACGCCCUCAACGUGCCGCUCUACACACACUUCACCUCCCCGAUCCGCCGCUUCGCAGAUGUCUUGGUUCACCGCCUCCUGGCCACCGCACUGGGCUACCGGGAACUUCCAGACGUGGAGCCCGACGCCCUGCAGAAGCAGGCCGACCACUGCAAUGACCGCCGCAUGGCGUCCAAGCGCGUGCAGGAGCUCAGCACCGGCCUCUUCUUCGCCAUUCUGGUCAGGGAGAGUGGCCCCCUGGAGUCAGAAGCCAUGGUGAUGGGCAUCCUGAACCAAGCCUUCGACGUGCUGGUGCUGCGUUACGGGGUGCAGAAGCGUGUGUACUGUAACAUGCUGCCCCUGCGGUCCCACCAUUUCCAGAAGGUGGGCAAGAAGCCAGAGCUCACGCUCGUAUGGGAGCCCGAGGACUUGGAACAGGAGCCAGUGCAGCAGGUCAUCACCGUCUUCAGCCUGGUGGAGGUGGUGCUGCAGGCAGAGGCCACCGCCCUCAAGUACAGCGCCGUCCUGAAGCGACCGGGCACUGAGGGCCUCCUGGACCCGCAGGACCAGCUGGGGUGUGGUGACCACAAGGAGGAGCAAGACUGAAGCUGCCAGCCUGGCCGCGCCCCUCUCCCCCCGCCCCUCUGCCCCCGCUGGAUUUUAGGAAUAGGACCUUUUGACACCAACGGGGAUUUUUUUUUUUUAAUUUGGUUUUUAACAACUCAGGGUUUUGUUUUUAUUUUUUUCAUCCUGUUUUAUUUCUGCAGCUCAGUUUUUAAGCUGGAGGGGGGAGAAGGUGGGGCUGAGAAGAAGGGACGGAAGGCGGAGGCCUGGCCGGUGCUCAGCCACCCAGAGCUCGACCCAGUCCUCCUGGAGGCCAGCCCCCCUGCUGCCCCGUUACCCACUGCCCACCCCUGCCCAGGAAACCAGGGGUUUUCAGCAAAUCAGUGUCGUGGAAUAAAAUCAAGUGUGAAGUGCUGUCUGGGUGUGGGGCGGCUGGGUGCCCCUUAGACUCAGGAUGUGGAGCCUGGGCCGGCUCCACCCCUCAUGGCUCAGCUCAGGUGGCCGCCCUCAGGAAUCUCCUGUCAGGUCCAGGAAGAUUCAUGGAGCUGGCCACGUGACAGAUGGAGGCCAGGGCCUCAGUCUGGCUGAUUAGAAAUGGAAUUAGUAUGCCAGACGGCAAGCGCACCCAUCACCCUGUGCAGGUGGCUAUGACCAUCCCCACCCCCACUUCCUCUUGGCCUGCUGGCCCCCCAUAGCCUCAAGAGGGGGGCCUGGGUCCUAUGACACCCCCACUGCCAAGGCUGGAGCUCUGGAAGGGAAAUAGGUGAGGUCUGGUGGUUUGGUGAUGGGUGAAGGGGUUUCUGCAGCCUGGGCAGCCUGACAGAGAGCCCGAGGGUGAGACAUCUCCACCUGCCCCCCACACCCCCGCACCCCUGCCCGGGGGGGAUCAGGCCCCUCUCCUUCAGAGGGACACCCUCAGGGCAGAGAUGGGUCAGCGUGCUGGGUGGACCCAGGGCAGCAUGGCCCCAGGCCGGACACCCUUCCUCACAGCCCCAGAGCCCCGGACCCUGGUGAAGCAUAGCCAGCUUGGUCAGCAGGGAAGGUGUUUGCUGCCUGGACUUGCCAGGCAAGCAGAGGCUGGCCUCGCCCUGAUGGGCCCAGAGCUGAGGGACCCAUAGCAGCCCCAGCACCUCCUCCCGUUUACAGAAGGGGAGCCACACCCAGAAAGGCAGCAGGUCUCCAGCCAGGCCCAGCGUUCGGCACCUGCUCGCCCCACACCCCCGGCCUGAGGGCCCAGAGCAAAUGGCCCAGUGCUCUUCCCGCCUGACUGCAGCCGCGUCCUUCAUCCACAUCUGCUCAGACGGCAGGUGUCGUGGACACCAUCCGAGUGCCGGGCGCUGGCGGGACACACAUCCACCAGUCCAAUGAGAGAGCCAUUGUGGCCCCUCGCUUAGGGUUAGGAGGCUAUGGAUAAAGGGGGUGAUGAGACACAAAGCUUGUCAAAGAGACUUCCCUGGUGGUACAGUGGAUAGGAAUCCACCUGCGCAUGUAGGAGACAUGGGUUGGAUUCCUGGUCCAGAAAGAUCCCACGUGCCACAGAGCAGCUAGGCCCACCAGCCACAACUCCCAAGCCCACGUGCUCCUGAAGCCCAUGCACUCUGGGGACGGUGCUCCCAACACAGAGUAGCCCUGCUCCCAGCAACCAGAGAGAGCCCUCGCAGCAAUGAAGACCCAAGACAGCCAAACAAAAAACACUGUCAAAAAGGAAGCCUGUCAUUCUUCAGCUGCCCCAGAGCACCUUGGUGUCUCCUCAGGGACCCACCUCAGGUCACUGCGGGCAGGGAUGUGUAGAUGCAAAGGAUGUCACUGCAGGACAAGGUUCUAGUGAGGUUCAGAGGCUGAGGUGUGUGUUUCCAGCCGAGAAGGGGUGACGCUCAGAAAAAGAAAGCACUGGCCCCUAGCCCGCGUGGGUGAAGAAGCUGAGACUCUAAGCUUUCUGACUUGAGCCGUGAAGGGCAGAGGUCACCAGGGUCAGAGGACGGGCGAGGGGACGCUGGUGAGGUAGGAACAGGUAGGUCCCCACGGGCCAGCUAUACCAGCCUGAGAGCUUGACUCUGCUAAAGGCCGUCAGAGCCAGGGGAAGGUCUCACUGGGGCUGUGACAUGAUGUGACCUUUGUCCUUCACUCGUUUGUCGACAACCGUGAGAGCCUCCCUGUGCCCAUGUCCUCGGGGAGCGUGAGGUUGGGAGGGGAAGUCGGGUUUCUAGAGUGGCAGGUGGUGAGUGCAGUGUGGACAGCAGGAGAGGAAAACCAGUGCUGAGGAGGGGGCACAUGUGGCUGAGAUGUCCAGGAACUGCCCGUGGCCUCUUGUAGACACCCCCUAAGGCCGGAGUGGGCUUGGUCAGUGAAGGGGGCCUCUGGGGCUGUCUCCCCAGUGGACUCAUCUCUUUGUGGGACCUGCUCCCCAGCUUCUAGCCCAUUCCUCCCACCUUCUCAGGUUCCUAGGAGCCACCAUUCUAUACCAUGACAUCUCUGAUGGGACUCCAAUGGGGUGGGCACCUGGCCCAUUGUGGGGGUCUCUCCUAACUAGAAUUGGGGGUAGUGGUCAGUCUCUCCCCAGGAAGGUAGGCUCCAAGGUACAGAAGCCUGGGUUUCCGGACAGUCACUGUGAAGGAAGCAGUGGACACCAGGAGGAAGGGAAGUGGCUCAGAGAAGGGAGACCUAGAGCCAUAGAGGCACUGGGUUUCUACAUCCAGGAGACCCAGAUGAUCACCAUGUGGUGAGCUUAUCUGCCUGCUGGUGGUUCACCCACCACCGGGAGCCUUCCCAUCAAUUCCCUUCCCCUGAAGCUGCUUCACAUUCGGUUUUUUUCUUCGCAAUCAAGAUAGGAAUCUCCUUAAAGCCUCUGGAUGCUACCAAAGGGAACUUGGCUGCCCUCCCCCAGUUCAGUUAGUUCAGUUCAAUCGCUCAGUCCUGUCUGACUCUCCGACCCCAUGGACUGUAGCACGACAUGCCUCCCUGUCCAUCACCAACUCCCGGAGCUUACUCAAACUCAUGUCCAUUAAGUUGAUGAUGCCAUUCAACCAUCUCAUCCACUGCUGACCCCUUCUCCCGCUUUGAACCUUUCCCAGCAUCUUUUCAAAUGAGUCAGUUUUUCGCAUCAGGUGGCCAAAGUAUUGGAACUUCAGCUUCAGCAUCAGUCCUUCCAAUGGAUAUUCAGGACUGAUUUCCUUUAGGAUGGACUGGUUGGAUCUCCUUGCAGUCCAAGGGACUCAAGAGUCUUCUCCAAUGCCACAGUUCAAAAGCGUUAAUUCUUCAGUGCUCAACUUUCUUUAUACCAGUGAGCAGCAAAGCCAAUCUGUUGACAUUGCUUGUGGGGAAGCAAAGUUUUUUGCAGGUGCCAAGCAAGGAGCAACUCAUACUCAAAAGACCCAAACUCCAUGAUGGCUUUCAGGGGAGGGUUUUAAAGGCCACAUCAGGGGUGAGGAUCUGAGGUGCGUGAUCUGUUCAUGGACCUUCUUCUGAUGGGCUGGUGGUCCAGGUGCUGUUUUGGGAAUCUCAGUCAUCAACCUACCGGUUCCAGCCAGUCUGGGGCCUGACUGCUUGCAGUCAGCAUAUGGUCAGCAUCCUCCACCUGGGCAGGGGUGGGUAGAGGGCAGGCUCCAUUCCUGCAGAACAACUCAAGAGAUUUGUGUCAGGUUGUUAGGUAUAACCUUGAGGAGGAACUAGGUGUUCUGUGACUCUGUUGUUUAAGCUCUUCUUACUUUUCUUCUUUUUAAUUUUAUUUAUUUGGCUGCACCAAGUCUUAGUUGUGGCAUGAGGGAAAAUUAGUUGAGGCAUGCUGGAUCUACUUCCCUGACUAGGGAUCGAACUCCAGCCCUCUGCAUUUGGAGUGCAGUGUCUUAACCACUGGACCACCAGGGAAGUCCCUAAGUGCUUCUUACUAUCCUUGCUUGACUGCUUUCCUCUGUUUCCACAUUCUCUCGCCUGUCUAGUUAGUAACUGCUUGAGUCUGUUCUUUGGAACUCAAGGAAGGCCCAGGAGACGUCCCUCUACAAACAAGAAAUGGGGGACACGUGGGGCUUUUGUACCCAGAAAGACUUCACAGGGUCCAGCUCUGCUGUUUCAGUUCCUCGUUUCCUUGGAUCCUCUUCAACCCUGAGGGGAAUGGAGCAGGACGAGAAAAGGAAUAAAGGACUGGGGUGGGGAGGUCAAUCGUAAACAUGGAUUGAGGAACUCGGCUUUAGGGGGCCUCAGUUUCAAGGACGCUGCCUGUUCUGACCCCAUGUCCAGUCCAGCCACCCUGGCUAACGGGUCCCAGAGUAAACCCAAGCUACUCCCUUCAAGUCCCGCCCAAGUCACAGGUUUGUGGUCGAAUUAACUGUUGUUCUUCCUUAAGGCUAUUUUGGUUCGUGACACAGCCAUCAACCGCAGAGUAUAAAUAAAUGUAGUUUCAAAUUGAAAAAUGGGGAUUCCCUGGUGGCUUGGUAGUAAAGAGUCAGCCUGCCAACGUAGGAGACGCCAGUUUGAUCCCUGGUCCAGGAAGAUCCCAUGAGCCACGGAACAACUAAGCCCAUCCAUGUGAACCACCGUGCCUAUGCUAUAGAGAACGGAAGCCGAAACUGCUGAAGCCCACUCUCCCCCUAGAGCCUGUCCACGACAAGAGAAGCCACUGCAAUGAGAAAUCCAUGCGUGUCAACUAGAGAGUUGCCCCUGCUUGUCACAACUAGAGAAAAAGCUGGCAACAAUGAAGACCUGGCACAGCCAAAAAUAAAUAAAUUUUAAAAUUGAAAGAUGGAAAAUAUAUAAUUUAGAAACAGUGGUAAAUAUCAAAAUUAAAACCUAACAGAGGGGGAAAUGGUUGCCUUGGAGAUGGGAAAAGGCAGUGAGAGAGACAGGAACCUGCUGCUUUGUUUUAUUGUAACAAACCUUGUGGAGCUUUGUGAUACGUCAAACUACAUUAAUGUAUAACUUGGAUAAAAAUUAAAGCUAAAACUCAAUUUUUUUUC